Molecule: messenger RNA, 658 nt
Organism: Podarcis raffonei (Aeolian wall lizard)
Lineage: Eukaryota; Metazoa; Chordata; Lepidosauria; Squamata; Lacertidae
Gene: HES2
Product: hes family bHLH transcription factor 2
Exons: 4
Coding region: 72-620 (182 amino acids)
Biological process (GO): anterior/posterior pattern specification; regulation of transcription by RNA polymerase II; regulation of neurogenesis
Cellular component (GO): nucleus
Molecular function (GO): protein dimerization activity; RNA polymerase II cis-regulatory region sequence-specific DNA binding; DNA-binding transcription factor activity, RNA polymerase II-specific
Source: RefSeq, a predicted model, not a curated record
GCUCCGCACUCGCUCGCUGAGCGCGCUCUCUCUCUCUCUCUGGGCGUCCGCUCCGACAGCCACUUCUCUCCAUGCCGCCGCUGAGCUCCGACGCGCCGUCGAGGACUUACGGCCCCAAGAUGGGCUCCCCGAAGAAAACAGGGGAGGCCACGCAGCUGAGAAAGAGCCUCAAGCCGCUGAUGGAGAAGCGUCGCCGGGCGCGCAUCAACGACAGCCUCAACCAGCUGAAGACCCUCAUCCUGCCUCUCAUCGGGAAAGACAGCUCUCGCUAUUCCAAGCUGGAGAAGGCUGACAUCUUAGAGAUGACUGUCCAGUUCCUCAAGGAGCUUCCAACGCCUUGCUCUUCCGUCUCUGGCUCCGCAGACAGUUUCUGUGACGGCUACCACACCUGCCUGUCUCGCCUUGCCACCCUCCUUCCUAAAUACAACUUCCUGAACCGUGAGGCCUGCAGCACCCUCCUUGGGCAUCUCCAGCAGGCCUUUGCACAGCAGGGCUGGCUUCGGGACUGUUCCAGCCCAGCAGACUUGUCCAAAGAGCCAGGCUUGGAGAGGCCCCCGGGCCCACCUAGAAGGGCCCAGGAAGCCCCUUCACCACAAACAGCACUCUGGAGACCUUGGUAGAGCCACAGAACGUCUCGGGUUAAAACUGAGAGCCCUGC